Molecule: messenger RNA, 1269 nt
Organism: Arachis ipaensis
Lineage: Eukaryota; Viridiplantae; Streptophyta; Magnoliopsida; Fabales; Fabaceae
Product: auxin-induced protein X10A-like
Biological process (GO): response to auxin
Source: RefSeq, a predicted model, not a curated record
GAAACUUUAGGUCUAAAAUAACCAAAUAGACCAAGGGCCAGUGACUUGUAUAACAGCUGUCAUGAGUAUGAAGCUAAAACCAGUAUCAAACCUUCCACUUUUUAAUUUGAACAGAUGUGUCUUGGUCUUUCUUGGUAUGAUACAAUGGUUCCUACAAAAAUUCAGAAUUAUCAAAAGGAAUCUAACUGUUGUAUGAAUCCUUAUCCAAGAAAAAAAAAGGAGUUCAAUGCAUAUAUAAGUCUGAAUCUAUAGUCUGAUUGGAGCAUGCUUUGAACUUUAUGAACAUAUCCACUGGCAUGUUAUCAUGUAUGCUAAUAUGCUAUGUUGGUUCUCUUUGUAACACUAUGUUCAAAUAUAGCAAUCAGGUCUUGCUCAUGGUUUACAAAUUUGAUAAUUUAUCACUCUGGUAUGAGUUGGCACCUUGUAGAUGAAUGUCAACAUCAAUGUCAAUCUGAGGGAGGAAAAAAAAAAAAGAAAAAGAGAACGUGUGAUGUCUAAAGCAUAUGUACUAAUAUAUUAUCUACGGUUUAAUGCAUGAAAAUAUUUUUGGUGUCACCUAUGCUAUGCAUAUGUCUUUGCUUUCAAGAGAGUAAUUUGUUAGCCACUGUAUCAGAAAGUGGGGUAUCCAAUCCUUUUCAACUUAGCAAUCCACAGUAACACCUGCAAGACAAUGCCAUGUGAUCCCUUAUCACUCAUCAAAAAUAAUUUCAGUUGGAAAUUGAUUUGAAGGUUCCCUUAGCAUCUAUAUAUACCAAAUUUCUUGAGGUCUAAAGCAACACAACUCAUUUGCAUCCUCAAGUAUCCUAACUCAAAUACUUAUUUCUCAUACAAGUUCUUUGAAAAAUAUACAAUAUGGGUUUCCGGAUUCCAAGUAUUAGAAGGGCAGCAAAAACAAUUUCCAAGGGACUUGAAGUACCAAAAGGCUACCUUGCAGUCUAUGUUGGAGACAAUAUGAGGCGGUUUGUGAUUCCGAUAUCAUACUUGAACCAACCUUUAUUUCAAGAAUUGUUGAGUCAAGUUGAAGAAGAAUAUGGAUAUGAUCAUCCAAUGGGUGGUCUUACAAUCCCAUGCAGUGAGGAUGAGUUUCUAAACAUCGAUUCUCGCUUGAAUGAGAUGUAGAUCAUGCUAUUCGGGUGUAGAUAGAUUAGUUGAGAGAUAUAUUUGUACAGAAGGCACCUCUUUUUUUUUUCUUCUGGAGAGUUUCCAUUUUGCAUUCAUUCCUAUGGAAUUGUAAAAUGAAUUUUCUGAAUGAGAAAGUAGUUAUGGCAA